GGCCAAACAAGGGAAGGACUGAAACGACUAGUUGCAUCAGGACAUAAGCUGCUGGAGGAUGAUGACUCCUGGAUUAUCAGAGUCAGGAAUGCAGAAGGAAGCUCAGGUGCAGAAAGUGCAGAAGUUGGAGGCUCCACAGUUUCCUUCACUAGGUGCUCCUCAUUACUCUGACUCCAGUUCAGUCUUCACUGAUGAGUACAGCUACCGAUCGCUAAGCCACUGCCUUCGCUCCAACAUUUUUCCUGGGCCUCCUGUAGAGUGGUCCACUCUGGCUAAAGACUCCUACAUCAGUCACAGUCUGCAGUCUCUGACCCCUGAUCCACAGCACUGGUACGGCCGCAGAACUGAUGACAUGAUGAGAUGGACUGAGAGGAACAUCAUCAACCAGAAACUGGAGAAAGCUCUAAAGGAACUGGACCAAAAGGAUGUGGCUAAAUGA
Astyanax mexicanus (Mexican tetra) is the source of this 439-nucleotide messenger RNA. Its product is annotated as testis-expressed protein 33. Lineage: Eukaryota; Metazoa; Chordata; Actinopteri; Characiformes; Acestrorhamphidae. The coding region runs from base 59 to 439 and encodes 126 amino acids. The transcript has 4 exons. The record is from RefSeq and is a predicted model, not a curated record.